This is a messenger RNA of Penicillium expansum, 1002 nucleotides long. Its product is annotated as quinone oxidoreductase family protein. Gene Ontology annotation, molecular function: oxidoreductase activity. The coding region runs from base 1 to 1002 and encodes 333 amino acids. The record is from RefSeq and is a predicted model, not a curated record. The transcript has a single exon. NCBI's taxonomy places the organism in Eukaryota, Fungi, Ascomycota, Eurotiomycetes, Eurotiales, Aspergillaceae.
AUGAUGAAGGCUUUACAACUGUCGAAAGAGCUCGAGGCAUCUCUGCCGACUCUUUCACUUAUCAAUCUUCCAAUUCCGACUGCCACCCCCGGCCUUGCUCUCAUCAAAAUCCAAUAUUCCUGCAUCAAUCCAUCGGAUAGAUUCAACAGUGUGGGCGGAUUCCCAAAGACAAUCUUCCCCCGGAUUCCUGGUCGCGACUACUCCGGCACAGUGAUCGAUCUAAAGCACGAGUCGGAUGCCAUGCGCUCCAAGUGGAUCGGAAAAACUGUCUAUGGAACUGGCGGUGCCGAACUUGGCUUUAAGAUGGACGGCCCACAUGCACAAUACUGCCUUAUUCCAGAGAACAUGCUCAUCGAGAAGCCCGACACAAUUUCCCUCGUUCAAGCUGCUACAGUUGGGGUUCCUUUCACCACAGCUUUGCGAUGUCUCACGCGGGCAAGAACAACCCCAGAUGACGUUGUUCUUGUUCUGGGCGCUGGCGGGGCCGUAGGAUCUUCUGCUGUUCAAGUCGCUCGGGCAAUCGGGUGCAAGCGCAUAUUGACUGCAACCCGAAACAAGCGCGACAAUCCAGAUAUCCUAUUGGACGGGGACAUUGCUGCAGAGCUUGAGAGAAAAAUUCCUUCUCUCACCGACAAUAAGGGUGUUAAUGUGGUGAUUGACACUAUUGGAAACCUCGAUGUCAUGAAUGCUGCAAUCCAGGCUCUAGCUGUCAAAGGUCGGUAUGCAUGGAUUGCUGCGCCGAAAGGAGGAGGUUCCACUAAUAUCAGUUUGGACGUUUUCGCGGCCUAUCGAAAAGAGAUUGAGCUCGUGGGCUGUAAUUCUGGCCUUGCGACGACUGAAGAUACUGCGGAGGAGAUGCAAAUCUUGACCCGUUUCUUUGAACAGAAUUUGAUUCAAGCGCGACCUGAAUCUUCAAUGAAUGUGGUCAAUUUGGAUGAUGCGGUUGAGAAAGGGUAUAAGUCUGCUCCGAGUGCGAAGCCAACUGUAUUGAAGAUGGACUAG